AUGGAUUUACAUGGACAUGACAGUAGACGACGUCCAUCAAUUAAUUUGGACGCUGGCUACGUUUCGAUUUCAUCAAUUAAUAUAUAUGAACCAUCAACAACACUUGGUUUACAUGGAAGAAAAUUAAUUUGUGUUAUUUUUACAAUUAUUAGUCUUUUUUUAAUUAGUUUUAUUAAUUUAAUUUGUCUUCUAUGGCUUAUGUAUAAACUCGAAUGGUCAUUGUUUGAUGGUAGUGGAUCAAAAGUAUUUCGAUUUGAUAAAUAUAAUGAAGAAGUUGAAUUCUAUAAGCAUGUAUCAUUUAAUGAAUCAAUUUAUACAACUAAAAUAAAUAAUGUAACACAUAUAAAUUUAUUAUCAGAAAAACAAAUUGAUAUACAUGGUGAACAAAAUUCAAUUUUAUUUGAUGAUGAUCAAAUAUUAUUAAAUACUGAUAAAUUUUAUUUGAAAAAUUCUUCUUCUAUUGAUUUUACAAAUCUACAAUCAUUUAAUUUUGAUAAUGAAAUUAAAACUCGUAUUCAUCUUAAUCGAAUAAGUUCUCAACAUAUUCAUAAUAAACAUUUAAAUCUAACGGCAACAAAUCAAUUAGAUAUAUUAAAUAUUACUCAUGCUUUUUUCUAUAGUCAAAAUUUAGUAUUAGAAGCAAAUAGACAUAAUCGUCGAUCAAUACUUCGUUUUAGUAAUUAUUUAACACAAAAAAAAUCUUUUCAUCAUUAUCAAAAAAUUUCACAUGAAAAUUUACAUUUCAAAAGUGAUUCAGUAUUUUUUGAUUUACCUCGAUUACCAUUAGUAAGCAAUAUUCAUCGUAGUGAAUCUGGCAUUUAUCGUAUAUGUAUUUGUAAUACAACUUUUUUAUUUUUACGCAGUCUUGCUCAUCAACCAUGUCCUAUUUGUUAA
This is a messenger RNA of Rotaria sp. Silwood1, 894 nucleotides long. Lineage: Eukaryota; Metazoa; Rotifera; Eurotatoria; Philodinida; Philodinidae. The record is from the annotation of a GenBank genome assembly.